Messenger RNA from Colletes gigas, 10657 nucleotides. RefSeq names its product transient receptor potential cation channel trpm (gene Trpm). The coding region runs from base 790 to 5958 and encodes 1722 amino acids. Gene Ontology annotation, cellular component: membrane. Gene Ontology annotation, biological process: protein tetramerization; monoatomic cation transmembrane transport. Gene Ontology annotation, molecular function: monoatomic cation channel activity. The record is from RefSeq and is a predicted model, not a curated record. The transcript is spliced from 23 exons. NCBI's taxonomy places the organism in Eukaryota, Metazoa, Arthropoda, Insecta, Hymenoptera, Colletidae.
UACUGCCGAUAUCUUCGAGUCAAUGUUGAAGUUAACCUUGUUCUUGGCCUAGUUUGUCAGUAACGAUGCAGGGGAGCAAGCUCGAUAUUUCCAAGGGAUGAUACGCGUAUAAUGGAACGAAUUCACGGCGCUAGGUAUUUCUGGACGAAUUUUUUGGCAAAUUGCGUCGUGUCUAGUCUACGUUCGAAGACGCGGUGUCGAUUAAACGGUGAAACGUCCAGCGACGCAAAAAUACAAACACCGUGCGUAAAUAUCCUGUAACGUUAAUUGCAUGACGUAAAGAAGGAUUUUAUGAAUUAUAAAGAGGAGUUGCGAAACAUCACGAGUUCGCGCGAGCGUGGAUUUUCACUGCGUGUGUAAUAUUUCACGCGCUAUGAAUACGAUAACUUGAAUAUCGUCAACCGCGUAUUUUGUGAGGUUAACUCAUAGGCACAUGACAGUUACAGGAUUUUCCCGCCGAUUUUCGAAACGUCACGAUCAUGAUGUUCGCCCGAACAUUGCAUAAUCAUUGAUUUUUCGCCGGACCGAGAUUCAAAUUUGAAUAAUCUUGCAUAAAUGAAAUUUAAGGAAUUUUUUAACAGGAAGAUAAAUUUAAUUUAUUCGUAUCGGAGAAAUAUUCACUGGUAGUGUUCGUUACAAAGAAGUUUCAAACAAUAAAUAUUUAUUUCAUUGGGCUUGGAAUUAUUGGUAUCAUUCAUGCAGUUCUAUGUAGAUAUGAUAGACAAGAACAAGAGUUGCCGUGGGUUAGUAUAUUGGUUCAGGUGAAUAUAUAUUUUGAUACGUAUCAACAUGGCAAUUGGAAAUAUUAUCUGUGGGACAAGCACUCCUAAAAUGAAGAGAAAAAAGGCAAAGGCAACCGAACGCAGUUGGAUAGAGGCGACUUUUCAAAAAAGGGAAUGUUCGAAGUUUAUUCCAAGCGCUAAAGAUGAGCACAGGUUUAUGCAAGUACAGGGAGAUAAGAAUGCAGAGUAUGAUGUGAUCACUACUUCCAGAUGUUGUUGCGGGUAUUCUUAUACUCAUCACUGCGGAACCGGUGCAGACGUACAAAGUUAUACUGCUAGCAAUACCAAAGAAAAGGAUCGAGAGCAAUGGUCACCUGGUAAAAAUACACGGCCGUUUCCAACCGAUGCAUACGGUACGAUUGAAUUUCAAGGCGGGCCUCAUCCAACGAAAGCACAGUACGUGAGACUAGCCCACGAUACAAGGCCAGAGCCAAUAGUACAAUUACUAUGUAGAGAAUGGAAUUUAGGAUUACCGAAAUUGCUGAUCACUGUACACGGUGGUCGUCCAAAUUUUGAUCUUCAGCCUAGUUUGAAAAAAGUUUUGAGAAAAGGUUUAUUGAAGGCUGCGAAAACAACCGGCGCAUGGAUUUUCACAGGUGGAACUAACACAGGCGUUACGAGGCAGGUAGGAGACGCAUUGCUGUUGGAAAGAUCUCAAAGGCAGGGACGCGUUGUGAGUAUAGGCAUAGCGCCAUGGGGGAUUUUAGAUAAAAGCCAUGAACUUGUGAGCCGCGGAGGCGAAGUACCCUAUGAUUGCCUUUCAUCUCCAUGGUCCAAAUAUGCGGUUCUAAAUAAUCGACACGCGUAUUUUUUAUUGGUGGACAAUGGUACUGGCGGUCGUUAUGGCGCGGAGAUCGUGUUGCGCAGGAAAUUAGAGAAAUAUAUCUCCAAUUUGAAAUUACAGCCAUAUACGCACAGCAGUAUACCUGUCGUGGCAUUAGUGAUCGAGGGAGGAACAAACACAAUACGUUCGGUACUGGAGUAUGUUACGGAUGAUCCACCUGUUCCUGUAGUGGUUUGCGAUGGCUCGGGCCGUGCAGCUGAUCUCAUUGCUUUCAUGCACAAAUACGCGUCGGAAGGUGAUGGGGAGAACGGGGAUAACGAGGGACCAUUAGAGAGUAUGAGAGAACAUGUUUUGGAAACUAUAAAGCGCACCUUUAAAGUUUCUACCGAACCAGCGUGCCAAUUGUACUCGGAACUUCUGCAGUGCACGCGUAAGAAACACUUGAUAACAGUAUUUAGGAUAACUCAAGAUCGUCCCCAAGAACUUGACCAAACAAUAUUGACGGCAUUGUUCAAGUCCAAACAAUUGUCACCGGCCGAGCAGUUAUCGUUAUCCUUGAUUUGGAACAGAGUGGACAUAGCACGCAGCGAGAUAUUUGUUUACGGGCAAAAAUGGCCGCCGGGCGCUUUGGAACAAGCCAUGAUGCAAGCAUUGCAACACGAUAGAAUCGAUUUUGUAAAACUGCUACUGGAGAAUGGCGUCUCUAUGCGAAAAUUCUUAUCGAUACCGCGUCUCGAAGAGCUUUAUAAUACCAAAGAAGGCCCUUCGAAUACACUGGGCUAUAUUCUGCGCGACGUGCGACCAAAUAUCCCGCGUGGUUACAUGUACACGUUACACGACAUCGGGCUCGUGAUAAAUAAAUUAAUGGGUGGGGCGUACCGUUCUCAAUACACUCGCAGACGAUUUCGCGUGAUCUAUACCAAAGUGAUGAAAAGAUCGGGGGCUCAUCAACAGCACAUGCAUCGAAACAGCUGUGCAUGGGGCGGCGCCACCCGUUACUAUACAGGAUCCGGUAACAAACAAGAGAGCUCGACGAUAAGUUUGCUCGCUGAAACGUUGCCAGCUAAUCGUGAUACACCUCUUUUCGAUUACCCCUUCAACGAGCUGCUUAUUUGGGCCGUUCUGACGAAGCGCCAGCAAAUGGCGUUGCUGAUGUGGCAGCACGGCGAGGAAGCAUUGGCGAAGUCGCUCGUCGCCCUCAAAUUAUACAAGGCCAUGGCGCACGAGGCCGCCGAGGACGACCUCGAAACGGAAGUGUACGACGAGUUACGAAAUUACGGAAAGGAAUUCGAGAACAUUGCGUUAGAGUUGUUAGAUUACUGCUAUCGCCAGGACGACGAUCAGACGCAGCAGCUUUUAACCUCUGAACUUCAGAACUGGUCCGGACAGACGUGUCUUUCCCUAGCUGUUACAGCCAAUCAUCGUCCACUGUUGGCGCAUACUUGCAGUCAAAUCAUUUUAGCUGAUCUAUGGAUGGGCGGACUUCGGACAAGAAAGAACACAAAUUUGAAGGUUGUACUCGGGCUAGUCUGUCCAUUUUACAUAACACGUUUGGAAUUCAAAAGUCGCGAAGAGUUACAAUUAAUGCCGCAAACCCAAGAGGAGCAUUUGAUUGCUCUCGAGGAUGAAAAGGAGGACAGCGAUUCCGAGCACGGCGCGCCAACCGGUCCUGACGUCGAGAAACGUCAGCGCAGGAGCCUGAGCGUACGCAACAAAUCCAGCAGCCAACAAGGCGCUAAGUUAUCAUCAAGGAAAACUUCUGUUUAUUCAGUAUCGGAAUCCGUACCGGCCUUGAUCAGCAACGAACACACUACAACGGUGGUGAAAGAAACGAUCGUGCAAGAAAAUGGGAAAGUUCUGACGGACAAUGACGAUGGCGUUCAUCGUUCCUAUGGCAUUCACUCCGACUAUUACGAUACUAAGACCAGCCGGCCGUUGCGACUGAAGAAAAAAUUAUAUGAAUUUUAUACGGCCCCUAUCACUAAAUUUUGGGCGAACGCUAUAGCGUACAUUAUCUUUUUGGUACUCUUCUCAUACUGCAUUCUUAUACACAUGGAUGAUCAUCCAUCGCUGGCAGAGAUCUAUGCAAUCACGUAUGUCUGCACAUUGGGAUGCGAGAAAGUACGUGAAAUCGCCACAUCCGAGCCGGCCACUCUUUCGCACAAGUUCAGCGUAUGGACAUGGAACAUGUGGAAUCCUUGCGACACGGGCGCCAUUAUCAUUUUUCAAAUUGGUCUUGGCUUACGUUUGCGACAUUCCACGCUCGACGUUGGUCGUGUCAUCUACUGCGUUGACUGUAUUUAUUGGUAUUUGCGGAUAUUCAAUAUCCUUGGUGUAAAUAAAUACUUUGGUCCAUUGGUUACCAUGAUGGGAAAGAUGGUAAAGAACAUGAUAUACUUUGUAGUGCUCUUGCUAGUCGUAUUGAUGAGCUUUGGUGUAACACGGCAAGCUAUUUUAAACCCGAAUGCUGAGCCUAAAUUAAAAAUCAUUCGAGACAUAUUCAUGGAGCCAUAUUUCAUGCUGUACGGAGAAGUGUACGCAGACAACAUAGACCCUGAUUGCGGAGACGAACCGGGAAUGAUACCAUGUCUUCCAGGCCGUUGGAUCACACCUGCUGUAAUGUCUAUUUAUCUUUUAGUCGCAAACAUUUUGCUGAUAAACCUUCUGAUUGCGGUUUUUAACAAUAUUUUCAAUGAGGUAAACGCGGUGGCGCACCAAGUUUGGAUGUUCCAACGUUUUACUGUCGUUAUGGAGUAUGAACAGAAACCAGUUUUACCUCCCCCGCUCAUUGUAGUUUGUCACAUAUAUCUGCUGGUGAAAUAUUUGCUGCGAUAUGUGACUCAAGGCAAAGCAAGUGCGGGUGAAACGUACGACAACGGGCUUAAGUUGUUCCUAGAGGUCGACGACAUGGAGCGUCUCUACGAUUUUGAAGAAGACUGCGUCGAAGGGUACUUUCGCGAGCAAGAACUGAAGCUGCAGAUGUCGACGGAGGAGAGAGUGAAGGUUACGACGGAAAGGGUCGAGAAUAUGCAUCAGAAGAUAGAAGACAUCGAUAAGAAGGAACACACGCAGAAUGCUUCGCUGCAGGCGGUGGAAUUUCGCAUCCGUAAGCUGGAGGAGUUGAACGAGCAGACAUUGGCUCACCUGGGUGUCAUACAUCGGUUCAUGGCGACGCACAUGCCCAACAUAGAAACGUUAUCCGGCUUCGACGUGGAGGGACGCGUACGCAGAGUGUCGGAACGCUCGGAAGUUCUAUCAGAAACGGAUUCUCACACGCAACUACCGACCAUCGCCCUUAAACGCAAGAGGCUGAUGCGAUCGUUGACCGACGGGACGUUCCUCAACAUGGGUCAGCCGUUGGACGACGACGUGUUGAAACAUUCAGAGGUGGCCACAUCUCGCGAGAAUCUUAGCAGAAACGAAUCAUCGGUAAGCGGAGACGGGCAGAUCGUUCAGGACGACGUGAAGACAACGACGAGCCAGGAAACCGAGGUGAGCAAAGGGGACGGCGAGGGGGAAACUAUAAAGAAGGAAUCGCAGACGGACAGCAGAGAACCGAGCAUGGAUCCCAGCGUGGAUCCAAGCAGAGAACCAAGCAGCAGAGAGUUGAGCACAGACCCCAGUAGACAAACGAGCAGGGAACUGAGCAGAGAGACGAGCAGAGAAGCAACCAGCAGAGAGGCCACCAGCAAAGAACCAAGCAGAGAAGCGAGCAGCGAGGCACCUGCCUCGGAACCGACCAGACAAGACUCCACGGAACGUCCCACGCGACAAAACAGCAGAACACGAUCAGAGUCCGACGACGUGAUGGUGUUACCCUCGAGAGGUGUCACCUGGGCCGAGCCACGAGUAGCUGUGAUCCCAUCCGUGUCGUCGACGAGCAGCACCCAACGUUCGAUUCUGCUGGCGAUGCGCGCCGAGUACACCAGCAUAACCGACGAGUUGGAGAGUUACUGUGGCCUUCUCAGCCCGCCUCGUACGCCACCGAUCUCGCCGCCCCCUUCGAGGGCCAGGCACCACACAGGCAUGUCCAACGCGGAGAUGGCCUGGCAGAUCGAGAACGAGCAUCUGCGCGACGCCGAGGAAUGCGAUUACCAGCAGAUGGAGGAUCUGAUACAGAGAAGAUACAUAGGCGACGACGACGAGCCUGUGCACACGUCGGACGAGGCGAGCGGCGGCGGGCUGUUCUUCGUAUCGAACGAGCACAGGCACCAGCUACGCAGAUCGUCCGCCAUCGACGAGGAAUCUCGUAGGCCGGCGCCUACUAUCAGUGUCACGAGAGAGAUCGAACAAACGCUGUCACGGCCGCCGAUCCGCGACUCGGAAAGUUCCGAUCCGAACGACAAGAACCUGAGUACCGUACCUGCUCCAGCAUCGGAGACCAUGUGCUGAAUAUUAUCGGUGUGUGUGAUCAAUGGUACUACACCAAACGUAAAAUCGACGCACGUACAAAUCGAUCGUGACUCGACAUCGCGGCGGGAAUAUAUUUUCAAUUUAAAUUAUUUUUCUGAUCGUAAUGGCGAGGGCCCCCGGGGGGGGGGGUCUUGGUAACUUUAAAAGUAUAGGUGUAUAUUUUGCCUCGUCGUGUUCAACACAAAUAUUAUAGCGUGUAUCGAAGAUGGCUGUAGCGCGGCUCUUGAGGUUGGUAAACCAUUUUAAAAAUUCUGUUAAUUUUAUUCUCAUCAGAUGCGUUUCGCUAUUACUAGCUGCUGUGCCCUAUAUACUUUUGCAUGAUGAUUCUAACUUUUCCAGCAUCGGUUCUUAACGAAACUGUCAACUGUAGCCUGUAUCCUCAACUUUUAUAUUUAUUUAAUCGCGCGUUCUUUUAUGCCGCUAUAAUAUUUGUCUUGGUAAUAGUAAUAUUAAAGUAUAGACGAGAAGCCGGAGGCAGCGCUUUAAACAAUGAAUAAGCGUGCAAAUAAAAAACGUGUGUUCCGAUCAUUCACGUGUCGUAAUAAAACUAUUAAAAAUUCGAACGAACGAUUAAUCGCAGCAUGUUUGUACAUGAUCAAGAAAGAAUGCAUUUUUUGUUUAAUCGCUUGCUCACGGUGCAAAGUGCUCGCUCUCCAUGUCGGAAUCGAAAAUUGUUUUCCGAUAGAUUUUAGCUACAAUUUUCCCCAGAUUUUUAGCGUAUUCUUUUCGCGAAUAGCCUGAUUACUUAUCUUCGAGUACUUAGCGUAUUGUAUAUAUAUAUAUGUAUAUGCACAUAAAUUUGUACAUACAAAACGUGAACCAUUAUUAUACUCGAGAAGGUUUCGAUCGAGCUCGGGUAUUCAGAAUUUGUAGUAUAUUGCAAUUUGUACGUAGCUUACUUUUCGUUGGAAUGCUGUAUUUGCAUGUAUCGACAAUCUAAUCGUUUUAUCAAUUUUACAGAAUGUUCGCCAACCUUCUAUAGAGAAUUUUUAAUUUGCGUUUUACGCGCGUCGUUGUACAAUUUUACAACUUAUUUAUUAACCCAGCGUACGGUUAUAAAUGUAUACAGUUUUUACGAUCCCCGACGUUCGAAUACUCGAAGAAAUCGGGCGAAAAUUAACGUCACGCAAUACGUAUGUUUACAUUACUGUUAAUUUAUUUUUUAAUCAACGGCUUUAUAAAGCUUCCAAUAGAAUACUAAUUUUAUAAAUUGCCACUAGAAUAUUAAUACUAACUUCUGCGUAUAUAAUUACAGCUUCAAUUUCCAUGUAUAGGAUCUAAUUAGUAGCCAGUACGUAGAAAGUAUCUGUUGUAGGCGUAGAACUUAAGCAGCUUGGUCGAAAAUUAAUCGGAACAUAUUUUUGACUCCUUUGCUCGAUUCAGUCUGUUCGAUUGCUCGUUAAGAAUAAUAUCUUUAACUUUGUAUAUUAUAACAGGGGGUAAUGAACAUUGUACGCACGUUCGAUCAUGUCCACGUGCAGUUGAUUGCUGUCAACGAUAUCAAGGAAUCGUAAUAUAUUAUAGAUUAUUUUUACGCGCGUAAUAAGUUUAAUGUAACGAAGGUCUUGGUUGUAAAAACGUUGGUUGCAUGUUUCUUUCGAACGUACCGAUCGGUCAACAAAACUGAUUUGUGCCUACUUGGAAAUUCCAAUUAACGUCGCUGGUAUUUUUAAGGUUUUAAGAACGAAUACGUUCCGGGGGGGGGCUUGCGUUACCGUCACUUCUGUGAAUCGUAUUACAAUGCACCGUAUACAAGCAUUUCUCAAGUUCCUUCCAUUUUCUAGACCGUGUAUUUUUCAAUUUUAUAUGCACGUACAAUUUGUUUGUUAUCGCGUGACAUCGCGACGACAACGCGACAGAACCGUACUGGCUUUAGGGUGCAAUUUCAUUUUAGUAAAUUUUAGAAAACUGAAGAUAGUUUCGGUGCGAAUAAUUUUUUCCUGCUGAUUACUUGUAACGCGACACGGGAUAUACGCAGCUUUGUUAUCAAUAGACCGCGGAUCUUUAUGCAAAUUCACAUCUUUAUUAAUAGAAUUAAUGUAACGGACCCCUAAAUAUAAUAAUUCGUAUCUUACUUUAAGUAUUUCUUAUAUUUUUGCAUAUUAAAUGCAUUCUGUAGUUUCUUGAGGAUUAAAAUUUCCCAUAAAUGCAUAAACAUCCGCAGUCUAGUUAUCAUUUAGACACGUGCGAAUAGCGUUUGCAUCGAAUCGAACGAUUUACAAAACGAUUCAAUCCAAGUCGAACCACCAGCCGUACUGGUUCAUUCAUUUUUCAUUAUCGUUACAUGGAAGAAUACCGUCCUGCUAUAGGUUUUUUACCGUCGUUCCAAUACAAAUGCAAGCGCUGGAAAACAAACGGAAGAAAAACUCGCCGAAAUCUUUUUAGGUGCGAUGGCGUGCAACGCGAAACUUCAUUUUACACGUACGUUUGUCAACGAACAGCUUCUGUAUUUCUAUUAUGAUUUACGUGUUUGUACUUGGACAGGCAACAGCUGCGCGUGCAACUUUUUAGAUAGAUCGCACGCGGUUCCGUUCGUACGAACGCAAUAGAAAGGACACAAAUUGUAACAAACAAAUUUGGUUCGAUUACCACGGCCAUUUUAAAGCGUGACUCGCGUAAACGAUCGGAAGUGGUAAAAUUUUGCUGUAAACCCUUCUAUUCUCAGAUAAAUGUAGCGUGUAGAAUUAACAAUCGCGAACGAUUCGCACGCGUCUAUCACGUCGUUACUGCCGAACGUUUUUAUGAAUCUUUUGACGUACAGAAUGUGAACGAAGUGUUUGUCACGCGAAUUUUUAUAUCAAACAACUCAUUGCAACUAAGUGGGGAACUCGACGAUGUUCGAAUUGGUAAAAACUUUAUCAAUCUUUUGCAAGAAAACAAUCCGUUUGUAACGCUUUGGUUCUCAACGAACAUUGCACCCUCUUGUCGAGCAGAACACGUAAAAGUAUAGAAAUAUUUCGACCUUGAACUUAAAAUUCCAAGGUCUAGCAUAAGUUUACAUUCCCGAGAACUGCUGACAAACACUUUUUCUUCUACACCCUGUACAUUUAGGGCCUUAUCGCGCACUACUUGCUGCGUCAAACACAGAAUUUAAGGACCACGUAAAAGCGAACCAUAUCACGCGGACACGUUCUCAAGAACGAUGCCAAUCCGUGUUAGUACCUACGAUACGCAACCGAAGACAGAAACAUUUGAUAUUUGAACCUAAAAGAUGAAAAAAGAAAAAAAAAAAAAAAUGACAAACGAACGGAUGCCUAAUUGUAUAAAAAAAAAAAAAGAAAAAUGUGUAUAGUAGGCUAAAAUUUUAAGGCGAGAAAGAAGUUGUAGAACGAAGACGGGCGAACUUAAGACUGUUCCAAAGAAAACAACGCUCCGGUUACUUAUUUUAUGGUCGAAGUGAACGAAAGAAUCGACCGGAAACACCACCCCCCUCUUUUACUGCCUUAAUCUAGUGGCCCGGAUGUUCAAUGUUCAACGGCAUUCGAUAAAAGUAGCGACGGGUUGAGUAAUGAUUUCAGUUUGUCGGCCAUGAUAUUGUAAGACGGUUUCGAUACUUCGCUACUCUCGUGGGUUACAUCGAUUGCGUGGAUUCUUUCGUUCACGCCGACAUAUUGUACAAUGUAAAUCGAUUACGCCAUUUGUUUUCAAGGAAUAUCGUCGAUCGAUCUGUUGCUGAAUUUUGAAGAUGAAUUUUACGUAUUCUCUCUCCCGAGUCUCGAAGAAAUUCAGCAACACGUUGAAUAUAGUUGAAUUUAUUUGAAUAUAACGGAUUUGUACAUACUUUUGCUUAUACCAUGGUUCCUGUUAUCAUUAAUUUCGUUGCGUCCUGAAAUCUAUUGAAAUCAAAUUGGCUUACAAGUCGCAUCUGUGGAAUUACCGAUUUUAUUCAAACUUUUAUACAGUGUGUUAGGCCACGCCUGGGAAAAAUUUUAAUGGGAGAUUCUGGGAGCCAAAAUAAGACGAAAAUCAAGAAUAGCAAUUUAUUGAUCGGGGCUUCGUUAAAAAGUUAUUAACGUUUUAAGUUCCGCUUGUAGAGCGGCGAUCUGCGAACAGCUGCGCACGCGCGAUAGUAGUUCUCGGUCAGAAAACUGUAAGGCUGUCGAUACAUCAGUAAGUAGAGACAUUAAUAACUUUUAAACGAAGCUUCAAUCAUCAAAUUGGUAUUCCUGAUUUUCGUCUUAUUUUGGCUCCCUACAAUCUCCCAUUAAAAUUUUUCCCAGGGGUGGUCGAACACCCCGUACAAAGCUCAUUAUUUACUUAUCAAAAGGUGUCUUUUGUCGCCUUUGGUAAAAAGAAUAGCAUUAAAUAUCUUUCCAAAUAAUCUCCAAAAAAAGUUUGAAUAUAAUCAGCGACCUCUUCUUACAAACCGAUUUUUGCGUGCGUGUGUUAUAACCGUUAAUCAUUAGUAUUAUUAUUACCAUUAAGCGUAUCAAAUUCGUCAUUGUCGUUUGCGCAGAUAGCGUUAAAAAGAAGUUUUUUGACUUUCGACGUCGCCCAACGAAUCAAAACGACAUCCAUGAAAGUGAAAUAAAAAUUAAAAAAAUUAAAAAAUAUAUAUAUAUAUAUAAAAAAGAAAAAGGUGCUAUCGCGUAAAUCGAGCCUUACGUAAGACGAUCCAGAUCGAUAAUUAGAACAACGAACGCUUGCGAUUUGUCGUCGACGAACUCGCGAAAUCCAU